Molecule: messenger RNA, 1893 nt
Organism: Exophiala bonariae
Lineage: Eukaryota; Fungi; Ascomycota; Eurotiomycetes; Chaetothyriales; Herpotrichiellaceae
Exons: 1
Coding region: 1-1893 (630 amino acids)
Biological process (GO): spliceosomal tri-snRNP complex assembly; mRNA splicing, via spliceosome
Cellular component (GO): precatalytic spliceosome; U4/U6 x U5 tri-snRNP complex; U4 snRNP
Source: RefSeq, a predicted model, not a curated record
AUGGCUACCCUCGCAGAUGAACUCCUCAACGAUUUUGAGGACUCUGGCUCCGAGCACGACGAGGAAGCCAAUGGGUUUGACAACGGGGACGAAGCGGCGGUUGGGGAAGAUGACUAUAAGGAGAAUGGUACCGUAGGGUCUGUCGAUAUUCCCAGGGACGAUGAUGAGGAAGAGAUGGAAGAUGCAGAAGAGGAGGUAGCAGCAAGAGAUGACGACCUGGAAGAUGAGUUGGACACAAAGGCAAAGGUCGAAAAGAUGCGCCUGGGUGGUGUACGCGAUGUGCGAACGGUGGCCGGCUUGAUGAAGACUCUACAACCCGUUCUCGAGGUAAGUAAAUUCCUGGUCUCUGCUGGUUCAGGCCUGAGUGAUUUGCACAUCCAACUAUGCAGUCCUGACAUCUCCUCCAUUCUCCAGAAAAUUACCCACUACCAGUCCAUCCCGCUGGAUCAACGGACCACCUCCGUCGGAUCCAUUGAAGACAAUCCAGAGUAUGCUUUGCUAACCCAAUCCAAUCACCUUGCAACCCAAAUCGACAGCGAGAUUAUCCUCGUCCACAAGUUCAUUCGUGACCACUACUCAACGAGGUUUCCCCAGCUCGAAACGCUAGUCUCCAACCCACUGGAUUAUGCCAAAACGGUGGCCAUCAUAAAAAAUGGACCUCUUGAGGAUAUCAAGUCGAUAGCAGCAUCAUCCGAUAACUUAGUGAAAGCCCCUCUAAGAUCAAUUCUUGACGGUCCAACAAUGAUGGUGGUAGCUGUCGAAGCGACUACGAGUGAAGGUCAACCUUUGACUGAAGCCGAGCUUGAAACGACACUCAGGGCAUGCGAAAUGGUACUACAGCUGGACAAAGCGAAACGGGUUCUUACCGAUUACGUUCAGUCACGAAUGAAUAUUUUUGCCCCCAAUUUGACGGCCCUGAUUGGAUCACUCACAGCUGCUCAAUUGCUCAACUUCGCAGGUGGCUUAAAGGGUCUUGCAAAGGUCCCCGAUCGCAACAUUCCAUCCAUGGGCUCCAAGAAACAGAAACAAAGCGGUUUAGCUACCAAUGUUGGAAUACGACAGCAAGGCUUCCUCUACCAUUCACCACUAAUUCAAGCUAUCCCUAACGAUCUGAAAAUUCAAGCCAUGCGUAUCGUUUCUGCCAAACUGGUUCUUGCCGCUCGUGUAGACAGCGUGCAUCAAGCAACAGAUGGCUCAACUGGAGAGCAGUUACGGGAUGACUGUCUACGAAGACUUGAUAAACUUACAGAACCUCCGCCAAAUCGGGGCCCUAGAGCUCUACCCGCACCCGACGACAAACCAAGUCGGAAACGAGGAGGGCGAAGGGCGAGGAAAGCCAAAGAAGCAACUGCAAUGACCGACCUGAGAAAACAACAGAACAGGAUGGUCUUCGGCAAGGAGGAAAAAGAAGUUGGUUAUGGAACAGGUGAAGGCACUGUUGGCUUGGGUAUGAUUGGCCAACAAAAUGACGGUAGAAUUCGCGCCACACAAGUCGACCGACGAACAAUGGCCAAGUUGAGCAAGAAAAAUCCCGGUUGGGGCAGUUCCGGACUGGCUACCAGUCUGAACAGUGGAAUGAAUACAUCUCUCAAGUCGUUCGGUGCGACAAUGGGUGGCAAUGCUUCAAGUCUGCGCGCCCAGGGUCUUCGAACCUCCGGAGUUGGUGCAGGGACGGCCAGCUCGAUCUCAUUUACACCUGUACAAGGCCUUGAAUUGGUAGACCCCAAAGUGCAGGCCGAGCUCAAGAGAAAGCGGGAAGCCGAAACUGCCGGUUACUUUUCGAGCGGCACCUUUACUCAAGCAAGCGGCAGCAAGACUAAUGGAGGUUUCAAGGUACCACAAUUACCGCCCGCAGCCAAAAGAACCAACAUGGGUCCUCCACCGCCGAAGUGA